UUUUUUAAUCAUUAGACACAUCCGGAAAUUAAAAAACAUGGCCGUAAAUAAUUCUACGACUGGCGGAAAGAAAAAUAAGAAGAAGGCGCAAGUGAAGCUGUCAUGGCAAGAGUUUGUUGGCACAAGUGCAACUUCAGCCCCAGUAGUCUCAAAGCCAGCAUACAGCAGUUGGGCUGAAGAGAUGGAGGAUCAGAAUGUUGAUGAAGAACCAGAUUACAAACUGCAGAUCAACAGAGCAGCUCUGCCAACAGCUCCUCGUGCUGCUCGAUGUGCUGAUGUUGACGAAUCAAAGGUGCCAAACGAGCCACCAUUCAACGUCUUCAUCGGCAACCUACCAUUUGAAGUGCAGCCAGAGGACAUAAGAAAAUUUUUCAAAAAUUUAACAGUUGUAGACAUUCGCCUGCAGACAGAUGGCAUGGGUCGCAUGAAAGGCUUCGGACACGUGGAGUUUCAAACAAGGGAAAUGCUCCUGGAAGCACUCUCCUUCUCUGAUUUGCAUAUAAAGAGCAGAGCCAUCAAAGUCGACCUAGCAAGCCAUUCACAAGACAAGGAAAGAAGAGAGGGCAUGCAGCAGCAACACCGUGGCAACAAGGACGAAGGAGAUGACAAGACGCUUGGUGACUGGAGGAAGAAGGCUGACAGACUGUCCAACGAACAAUUGAACAGGAGAGAUGAUUACGACAGGGACAACGACAGAUUCGACAGAAACAAUGAGCAGCAACAAAGAGGCAACAGAUACAACAACAGGAGCAACUACAAUGAUAGGUCGGACGACAGGAGUUUUGAUAGAGGUAAUAAAGGUGGUUAUCGGGAGAAGUAUGGGAGCAACAGGGAUAACAGGGAUCGGUACUUCAGAGACGACAAGUCCGACAACAAUAACCGCUUUCGAGGAAGUAAUGAGAGAGACAGCAAUGCAUUUGAACGUGGUCGUCGAGAGGACAGGCACAGCAGUAAUAAGGAUGAACCGAUGGAUUGGAGGCAGGCUCCGAAAAUAGAAUUGCCUCCACCUAGGAGAGGUGGCAGAGAAGGUGGAAGUCGUGAUGCCAGCGGGGAAAAUUGGAAGAGAGAUACAUCGGGCGGUAGUCGAGGUGCCAGAUAUGGAAGAGAUGAGGAGAGAGAGGGAGGAAAGUUUGGAAGAGAUGCUGCAAGGUUUAGCAGAGAUGAGAUGAGAAGGAGUGGUCGAAAUGAUCAAAAUCACGGGAGCUUCAAGGAAGCUGGUGCUCAAAAAGAUUCACUGAAAGAUGAAAAUCGUUCUCACGCACAAUCCACCGACAACGUAGCCAACAACACAUCUGUUGAAAUAACACAACCAGCACCAUCCGGUCCUAAGGAACGACCCAAAUUGAACUUGAAACCACGUUCAAAACCACUUAAUGAAGCACCAGAUGUUGUGACUUCCACAAUAUUUGGGGCAGCAAAACCUGUUGACACCACGCAGAGAGAAAGGGAAAUUGAAGAAAAGUUGAAGCAGAUGAACAAACCACUCGAUGGUGAUAGCAAGAGACAGAGUCAGUCAUCAAAUCAGGACGAGUCAUCACGGCGACAGUUGUCCAGCAAUGAUAGCAGACAAAAAAAAGAUUUGAAACAGUCUUCCAGCACAUCAGUCCAGCAACCAAGAGGUCGCAGGACUACAGAAAGCUCAGAGGAACACCAGUCAGUUGAGUCUAGCAGCCAGCCAGCAGCAGCAGAUAAGCAGCAACAGCCAACACCUCCCGUCAAGAUGGUGCCUGCUCCUCCACCCAAAGUGAAUGCUUGGACUGCUCGCAGAACAACACAGCAGGAACAAGUGAACGCACCAACAACUGCCACAGCAGCACCACCAACCGCCACAACAUCACCGGCCAUAACGACAUCAACAACUUCAGCUGAAGUUGAAGAAGUCACUGAUGAUGUUGAUGUCAACGUUAAUAAAGCAGAUGAGGCAACUGUUGAUGACAGGAAACAACAGACAGUUGAGGAGCAACCCGAGUCAGACGCCACAAGCUCUGAUUGGAGGUCGCACAGUGCUUGGCAGUCGCAGACUAAAGACACCAAACCUAACAACAGAGGAGGCUAUAGUUCACAUCCAAUCGACCGCCGACAGCCAUCGAGCCAGUAUCAACAACAGCAUCAGCAACAGCCAUCCAGACGAACAGCUGUUUCGGUGGGACAUGCAAUGAAAGGAGGAGCAGGAAACUGGGGAAGAAGUAGUCGAGGAGGAGGUGUUAGAAAAGGGGAAUUUGAUGGUCCUAAUUUAGCGGUUGUCAGUGUUCGACAGGCCCAACAACAAGCACGAAAGGAGAAACACGUGCCCACAUCGAUAGACGAUAUGCCUAAGCUGGAAGAUCAUUCAAGGAAGGAUUGGAGCAACAAAAAUAAAUUUUCAUCGCUGAUGAACGACAACGACGAUGAAGAUGACGAUGCUGACGACGACGAAGAUGCGAAGAAAUCCAUCGAGGACGAGCAGGAUGAUGGCAUUGGAGACAAAGAUGUUGACGACGACGGUGAUGAUGGUGGUUGUGAGCGUGAAACAAUGUCAGACUUCAGUAAAAAGUCUGAACUGCAAGAGUGUGUUUAAUUUAUUGAUUGCUUUAAUGAUGAAUGAAUGAUUUAAUUAAUUCGUUAAUUAUCUUUUAAUAAUUAAUCUAUCUUCGACUAACAGUAUGAAUUUCAUUUGUUCAUCAGUUUGAAAGCCAUCAUCCUCAUUGUCAUCCUUCAUCUUCGCCAUUGUCUUCUUCAUCCUCAUUGUCAUUAUCAACAUAAUCAUUUAAAAUUUCAAUUAUUAUGUUCUUGAAGUUAGCAUUUCACCUAUACAAUCGUUAUUAAUUUAUAUUUAUUUAAAGUGUUUUUAAACUUAAAAUAAAUAAUGGAACACAUUUGUUAUAUUAAGUUUCAAACAUUUUAAUUCCCUUAAGAAUUAUAGCUGGUAUGUAGUUGGGAAUACUGUUGACUGUUUUACUUCCCCAAUGAUUUUAAAUUUUCAAUACGUGUUUAAAUGCUUUAAA
This is a messenger RNA of Helobdella robusta, 2984 nucleotides long. RefSeq lists its product as hypothetical. Gene Ontology annotation, molecular function: RNA binding. The record is from RefSeq and is a predicted model, not a curated record. The coding region runs from base 38 to 2557 and encodes 839 amino acids. Lineage: Eukaryota; Metazoa; Annelida; Clitellata; Rhynchobdellida; Glossiphoniidae. The transcript is spliced from 17 exons.